AGCUUUCAUCAUCCAAAUCAUCCAAAUCAUCAUCAUCCGAAUCAUCAACAUCAUCAUCACCUAAAUCAUCAUCAUCAUCAUCAUCAUCAUCAUCAUCAUCAUCAUCAUCAUCAUCAUCAUCAUCAUCAUCAUCAUCAUCAUCAUCAUCAUCAUCACCUAAAUCAUCAUCAUCAUCAUCAUCAUCAUCAUCCAAAUCAUCAUCCAAAUCAUCAUCAUCAUCCUAA
Schistosoma spindalis is the source of this 224-nucleotide messenger RNA. The record is from the annotation of a GenBank genome assembly. Lineage: Eukaryota; Metazoa; Platyhelminthes; Trematoda; Strigeidida; Schistosomatidae.